UGUGCAUGUAGCCUCACUGGUACAGUCCACUGACACGUCGAAAUAGCACUCAGCCAUCACUGCUGUCAUCACCUACACCUGUGUGUUUCUGCUGUGACGAGCCAACAUGGCUGCCACGUAUGAGAACUACUGCACAGCGACUUUAAAACGUUCCAGCAGCCAUUUGUCAAACACGCCCGAGACUCUGGCCAACAAUAAAAGGCCUAUAGCUGUACAACUUACAUCCUGGAGGACAAAAAGGUCUUAUCACACCAGCAGUCAUUGUGCAGGUGAUGUCGUGGAGUGUGGAUUUAGGCCGCAGGAUGACAUUUGUCAAAUUCCUUCUUCCAUUGCUCAUUCUCCACUCUGUCUGUGAAGGCUCCAACCAGCCACCACGUUUCCUGAACUACUUCUUCUCAACCUACCUUCUCAUCUAUGAAGACAUGCCCAUUGGUUCAUCAGUGGCCCAGCUGAAGGCAACUGAUCCUGAGGGGGAGCCCCUAAUGUACGGGGUUUCGGGAGAAGAGGCCAUGAAGUAUUUCUCUGUGAACCAAGACAAUGGCGUUGUCUGGCUUCGGCAGCAGCUCGACCGUGAAACCAAGUCAGAGAUGCAGGUCGAGUUCUACGUGAGUGACAUUCAAGAGGUUGUCAAAGACACGGUAAACAUCCAGAUUGGAGACGUGAAUGAUAAUUCACCAACCUUCCAUGGGCAGCCUUACACCGUCCACAUCCCAGAGAACACACCUGUGGGCAAAUCAGUGUUCAUGGUGAACGCCACAGAUCCAGACCAGGGCACAGGGGGCAGUGUUCUCUUCUCCUUCCAGCCGCCCUCUCCCUUCUUUGCAAUUGACGGAGCCCGAGGCACCGUCACCGUCAUCCGACCUCUGGACUACGAAGCGACCUCAGCCUUUCAGCUCACUGUCAAUGCAACGGAUCAAGACAAAACACGACCUCUGUCCCGGCUUGCAAACCUGGCCAUCACGAUCACCGAUGUCCAGGACAUGGAUCCCAUUUUCACCAAUCUGCCCUACAGCACCAACAUAGUAGAGGACGUUCCCCUGGGAUAUGAAGUGCGGAAGAUAACAGCCAUUGACCAGGAUCUUGGCCGACCAAGAGGCAUCGGCUACACCAUCAUCUCAGGGAACACCAACAGCGUUUUUGCUCUGGACUACAUCAGCGGCUCGCUGACAGUGAACGGCCAGCUGGACAGAGAAAACCCACUCUACUCAGCAGGAUUCACUCUCACUGUCAAGGCCACAGAGUUGAAAGAUGAUCGCAGUCCAUCAGAUGCAACAGUGAUGACCACCUUCACCAUUCUGCUAAUUGACAAGAAUGACAAUGCCCCAAAGUUCAACAGCUCCGAGUAUCGAGUCCUCAUCACUGAGUUGGCCCAGGUCGGCUUUGCCCUGCCCCUCUUCAUCCAGGCCGAAGAUAAGGAUGAGGGGGUGAACAGCAUGUUCCAGGUGUUUCUGACAGGAAACAAUUCAGAGUACUUCACCAUCUCCCCCACAGCGGUGCAGGGGCGUGCCGACAUCAGGAUGAGGGUGGCCAUGCCGCUGGACUUUGAACGGAUUCGCAGCUACAGCUUCUCUCUCUAUGCCAAUGAGUCCAUGUCCGACCAUGUGGGAUUUGCCCGCAUCUUCAUUGAGCUAAUCAAUGAGAAUGAUAACCGACCCAUCUUCAGCAGACCACUGUACAACAUCAGCCUUCCUGAAAACACGGCUCCUGGUACCUCACUGUUACGACUCCUGGCUACAGACGGAGAUGCAGGCACAUUUGGGAAUGUGCGUUACUACUUCAGUGAUGAGCCAGACCAGUUUUCAUUAGAUGAUGAGACGGGCUGGGUCACUCUGCGGGCCAGUCUGGACUACGAGCUGAUGCGGCGUUUCACCCUAACCGUGCUGGCGAGAGACGGCGGCGGCGAGGAGACCACAGGGAGGAUCCGUGUGAAUGUGUUGGACGUCAAUGACAAUGCUCCGCUCUUCCAGAAGGAGGCAUAUGUGGGCUCGCUGAGAGAGAACGAGCAGGCUGUACAGCCGGUGGCACGAGUCAGGGCUACAGAUGAGGAUUCUCCUCCCAACAACUUCCUGACAUACACCAUCACUUCAGCAUCGGCCUUCCUCGAGUACUUCAGCAUUACCAUGGUGGAGGGCUACGCAGUGAUCAGUGUGACCAGGCCUCUGGACUAUGAACAGGUUCCCAAAGGGAUGAUCUACUUGACAGUGAUGGCCAAAGACGGAGGAAACCUAGCCCUCAACAGCACUGUCCCUGUAACAGUGGAGGUGAUAGAUGAAAACGACAACCCACCGGAGUUCAGCAGGCCGUCCUACAUCGUCAAAAUCCCAGAGAACAUUAUUGCUGGGGCAACGGUGCUGCUUGUGAAUGCUACUGAUUUGGACGCCUCGCGGGAGUUUGGCCAGGCCUCACUCAUCUACUCCCUGGAGGGCUCCUCUCAGUUUCGUCUCAACUCGCGCUCAGGGGAGAUCACCACCACAGCCCUGCUGGACCGAGAACUGAAGUCAGAGUACAUCCUGAUAGUCAGAGCUGUGGAUGGAGGGGUGGGCCCUCAGCAGAAAACUGGCAUCGCCACGGUGAACAUCACCAUCCUGGACAUCAAUGACAAUGCGCCCAUGUGGAUGGACGAGCCAUACAAUGCCAAUGUAGUGGAGAUGAGCCCAAUAAACACAGACGUUAUCUCUGUGUUGGCAGUGGACCCUGACAAUGGAGGAAAUGGGACAGUGGUGUACAGUAUCAGUCCUGAAAACCCCUUCUACACCAUCCAAAGCAGCACAGGGAAGAUUCGCACCAGUGGGGUAACCCUGGACAGAGAAAGCUCCAACCCCAAGGAUGCAGCACUCAUGAGAACAAUCAUCAUCUCAGCUGUCGACCGAGGUACGCCUUCACUACGUGCAACAGCAAGCACCACAGUGUUCGUCAACCUGCUGGAUCUUAAUGACAACGACCCAACCUUCCUCAACCUGCCGUUUGUGGCUGAAGUGCCAGAGGGACUGUCCAUUGGCUCCUCAGUUUUUAGGAUCCAGGUAGAGGAUCCGGAUGAGGAUAAAAAUGGUUUGAUUACAAUGGCGUUACAAAUGGGUAUGCCUCGCCUCGACUUCGCCCUGAACACCACCACUGGCAUCCUCACCUCCACGGCAGUCCUAGAUCGUGAGCAGAUUGGACAGUACCAUUUGAGGAUUAUCGCCUAUGAUGCUGGAAAGUUCCCACGCACGUCCACCUCAACCCUUACUAUCACAGUUCUGGAUGUAAAUGAUGAGACACCCACCUUCAGCCCUCGCGUGUACAAUGUUUCCCUGAAGGAGAGUGUCCCUAGAGACCACAUUGUAGCACGCCUCAGCUGCACUGACAACGACGCUGGCCUCAACGCUGAGCUUAGCUACUUCAUCACAGAUGGUAAUCAGGACGGUAAAUUCAGCGUGGGCUUCAGAGACGGAGUUGUUCGGACAGUAGUUGGCCUGGACAGAGAGACCCAGGCAGAAUACACUCUGGUUGUAGAAGCUAUAGACAACGGCCCAGCGGGCAGUAGGAGGACAGGCACGGCCACUGUAUUUGUCGAGGUGCAGGACGUCAACGACAACAGACCCAUCUUCCUCCAAAACAGUUAUGAGACCAGCAUAUUGGAGAGUGUGCCCAUAGGAACCAGCGUCCUUCAGGUUCAAGCUACAGAUGCAGACCAGGGGGAGAACGGUCGAGUUCUGUACAGGGUCCUCACUGGCAACAGCAACAAGCUGUUCAGCAUCAACAGACAGACUGGGCUGGUGACAAGAGGCCUCAGGGCUCUGGACAGAGAAACCAGCAGCUCCCAUGUGUUGGAAGUGGAGGCCUACAACAGUGACGAGGGCAGCAUGAGGAGCUCCGUGAGGGUGAUCAUAUAUGUGGAUGAUGCCAACGAUGAGGUGCCAGUGUUCACCCAACAACAAUACAACCGUCUGGGUCUUAGGGAGACAGCUGGCAUCGGCACCUCUGUGAUUGUGGUGCGCGCCACAGACCCUGACAGUGGUGAUGGUGGAGCUGUCGCUUAUGCCCUCGUGUCUGGCUCAGAUCGCAAAUUUGAGGUGGACAUAAGCACCGGCCUGGUAACCACUGUGGACUACCUGGACUACGAGACCAAGACCACCUAUCUAAUGAAUGUCUCAGCCACUGACCAGGCCCCACCUUUCCACCGAGGUUUCUGCACAGUCUAUGUCACGCUGCUUAAUGAGCUGGAUGAGGCUGUGGCCUUUUUCUCUGCCGGCUAUGAGGCCUCUCUGCGCGAGAACAUCGCCACAGGGACAGAGGUGGUCCAGGUGCAGGCCCAGUCAGCCGACAACUUGAACCAGCUGACAUAUCGCUUCGACCCUGACACGUCGCCUGCAGCUCUGGCCCUAUUUAAGAUCGACAGUGUCACGGGCCGUAUCACAGUGACAGGUCUGCUGGACAGAGAGAAGGGGGAUAUGUAUACAUUGACUGUUGUAGCUGAUGAUGGAGGGCCUAAAAAGGACUCCACUGUGAAGGUUUCAAUCACCAUUCUGGACGAGAAUGACAACAGCCCAGUGUUGGACAUCACUUCUGAUACUUCAGUGGACAUCCUAGAAAACACACCCAUGGGAAAGAGAGUGGCAGUCGUGCUCGGAAGGGACAAAGAUGCUGGACUGAAUGGACUGGUCAAUUUCACUUUGGUGGCAGGCAACAUGGAGGAUGUGUUUAAAAUCAAGACAGUGAACCACACUUACGGGGAGGUUUAUGUCAAUGCUCCUCUGGACAGAGAGUCAGUGGACCGUUACUUACUGAAGGUCAGUCAGCAAUCCACACACCCCUUUGCUGAUAAGGGUGAUGACCAACACCCAGCUGGGACUGAGGAAUACAUCCACAUAAGAAUCCAACAGCGGAACGGCAGGAAGACCCUCACCACUGUCCAGGGCAUCUCCCCCCGAUAUGACAAGAAGAAGCUAGUCAAGGCUUUCAAGAAGAAGUUUGCCUGCAACGGCACAGUGAUUGAGCACCCAGAGUAUGGUGAAGUGAUCCAGCUGCAGGGUGACCAGCGCAAGGAUAUCUGCCUGUUCCUCACUGAGGUUAACCUGGCCAAGGAUGACCAGCUCAAAAAAAACGGGGCAAUCCACUUCAGUAUGCCUGGAAUGUCUGCCCAGGUGCCCCGGGAAUCGACCUCAACUACCAUCAAUGUCCACAUUGUUGAUGAGAACGAUAACGCCCCAGAGUUUCCUGAGGAAGAGUAUGUCACUGUUCUGAGUGAGGGACCUGACACAGUGGGUGCCACCAUUGCCACAGUAACAGCCAUCGACCCAGAUGAGGGUCUGAACGGCACCUUGCGAUAUGCGAUCGCUCAUGGCAACCUGAUCCAGACCUUUCACAUCAACAGCAUCACGGGGAGAAUCACUGCUGUGAAGGAGCUGGACUUCGAGAUCAGCAAUGGACACUACGCACUGGUUGUCACAGCAGCGGACCAGAGUCUUAACCCUGCUCUUCGUUUGACAUCUAGCACAACAGUGCUCGUCAAUGUCCUAGAUGUGAACGAUGUGACACCCACUUUCCCAAGAGCCUAUGAGGGACCCUUCGAGGUCACUGAGGGCCAGCCAGGACCUCGGGUCUGGACACUCAGAGCCAGUGAUGAAGACUCUGGACUCAAUGGAAAAGUGGAGUACAGCAUCACCGGUGGAGACCACCAGAAUGAGUUCAUGGUCUCUCCAGUGGAAGGCGAGCUGCGGGUGAGGAAGGAUGUGGAGCUGGACAGAGAGACCACGGCCUUCUUCAACAUCACUGUCACAGCCCGAGAUCUGGGCACCCCGUCUCGCAACAGCUCGGUGGUGGUGGGGGUCCAGGUCCGUGACAUCAACGACAACGACCCAGUUCUCCUGAACCUGCCUUACAACACCAGUGUGAGCGAGGGCGCCUCCAUACACACCUCUGUGGCCAGAGUCCAAGCACGUGAUGCGGACAGUGGGCUCAAUGCACUGCUCACAUAUAACAUCACCGCUGGCAACUGGGAUGGAGCCUUCUACAUCAAUGACACAACAGGUGUGGUGCAAGUGAACAGACCGCUUGACAGAGAGCGAGUGGCUGAGUAUCAACUCACCAUCACUGUCAAAGACAACCCGGAGAACCCCCGCAUCGCUCGCAGGGAUUCAGACCUGUUAGUGAUCACCAUUCUGGAUGAGAAUGACAACAGGCCCAUAUUCACCAGGACCAGUUACAGGGCUGAAAUCACUGAGAACUCUGAAGCAGACAGUACAGUAACAGUGCUGAAUGGGCCCGUGCUGGCUCAGGAUAAAGACAUCGGACCUAACGCUGUAGUGAAGUAUCGCCUGCUGGGAGCAAGAGUGGACCUCUUCACUGUGGAUGUCAACACUGGGGUGAUUCUUGUGCGUCAGGGGGCCAAGUUGGACCGCGAGGCCUUUCAGGAGCCUCGUGUCGAGCUGUUUCUGGUUGCUGAGGACAUAGGAGGUUUGAACAGCAGCGUCCCUCUGACAGUUACUAUCCUGGAUCAGAACGACAACCCUCCUGUCUUCAGUCCAUCCAGUUUCAGUGUUCGACUCCCUGAGAACAGCCCCACUGGUGUGGUGGUGACUCAGCUGUCCGCCACUGACGCUGACUCCGGCUCUAAUGGCUGGCUCAUGUAUCGCUUGGAAAGUGGUGCUCAGGACCGUUUUGUGGUAGACCCGCUCUCCGGCGCUGUCUUGGUCGGCAACAACACCCUUGACAGAGAGGAGCGUGGUUCCUACCGCCUUGUUGUCAUGGCAACAGAUCGUGGCACACCCCCUAUGUCGGGCACAGCCACCCUGACAGUCAUCUUGGAUGAUGUAAACGACUCACGGCCCCGCUUUAAAGAGCCCUUGACCAUGAUAAGCGUCAAUGAGUCCACACCACCUGGCGUGGUGGUGGCCACGCUGACCGCUGAGGACCAAGAUCUGCAUCCCCGGCUGGAGUAUUACAUCAUCUCAGUGGAGGCAAAGGAUGAUGGGAACAACCCAGUAGAGGGCCUGCAGGAAUCGUUUGGCAUAGAUUUACACACUGGGGCAGUGUUUGUACGCAACCCGAUAAACAGAGAGCAGGUAGCUACAUUUGAGAUCAUUGUGUCUGUACAUGACAAUGCAAGUGAUGUCAUCGACAAGUCAGGGAGCGUUCCUAACGCGAGGCUAACCAUCAACGUGUUGGAUGUAAAUGACAACGCUCCUCGUUUCCGGCCUUUUGGCGUUUCCAACUUCACAGAGAAGAUUUUAGAAGGAGCCCAGCCGGGCACAACACUGCUGUCAGUGUCAGCUGUGGACCCCGAUAAAGGUCCCAACGGCCAGGUCAUCUACCAGCUGCUCCACUUGCCCCGAGGGGGAUACGUUAGACUGGAGGACCCCUCUGUUGGUAAGAUUGUGGCCAAUCAGACGGUGGAUUUCGAGCAGGUACAGUGGCUGAAUUUCACAAUCAGGGCCCGGGACCACGGAACUCCUCCUAGAAUAGCUGAGCUUCCAGUUUAUCUUCGCAUCGUGGACGUCAAUGACAACAACCCUGUCUUUCUACAACCUUCAUAUCAGGAGCCUGUGUUUGAAAACGUGAACCUGGGCACCACAAUAGUUCGUGUCAGUGCUACAGACGCUGAUUCUGGCCUCUUUGCUGUCAUUGAGUACAGCCUGGUAGACGGAGAGGGCAAGUUUGCUAUCAAACCAUCUACUGGAGAGAUCUACAUCCUCUCUCCUCUGGACAGAGAGACAAAGGACCAUUACACUCUGACUGCCGUUGCUCGUGACAACCCCGGUGGCAGCCCCAGCAACAGACGUGAGAACUCUAUCCAGGUCCUGGUGACGGUUCUCGAUGUCAACGAUUAUCGACCACGCUUUACAGAGCGAGUGUUCAGCACCAGCGUGUUUGAGAACGAGCCCAGUGGUACGUCUGUGAUCACCGUGAAAGCUACUGACCUGGAUGAAGGAGAGAAUGGAGCGGUGCUGUACAGCAUGUUGGGAUCACAUUCAGAUGCAUUUUCCCUGGACCCAAACACAGGGCUGGUGCGUUCUCGCCGUCUGCUUCAGUCGUCUGAAAGUUUCAACCUGACUGUGGUGGCCACCGACCAGGGCCGUCCUCCCCUGUGGGGCACUGCAGACCUGAUCAUCACAGUCAUAGACGUCAAUGACAACAGACCUGUGUUUGUCAGGCCAGCUAAUGGAACCAUCAUCCAUAUCUCAGAGGAGCAGCCUCCCGGUCUACCUGUGUAUGAGGUGCACGCGACAGACUCUGACGAGGGCGUGAAUGGAGAGGUCCGCUACGCCUUCCUGCAGACUGGAGCCGGCAACAGAGACUGGGAAAACUUCCACAUCGAUCCCAUAUCUGGAGUCAUCGCGACGACUGUGAAACUGGACCGUGAAAAACAGGCCCUCCAUAGUCUUAUCAUUGUUGCCCGUGACAUGGGCCAGCCAGUGCCUUAUGAGACCACACAGCCUCUGCAGGUGGCGCUGUUGGACAUUGAUGACAAUGAACCCGUCUUCCUCAAACCACCGCGUGGCAGCUUGCCUUACCAGUUGUUGACCGUGCCGGAGCACUCCCCCCCAGGGACUGUGGUGGGGAACAUAACCAGAGCUGUGGAUGCUGAUGAGGGCUCCAAUGCCAUCGUCUACUACUUCAUUGCAGGGGGAAACAGUGAUGGAAUCUUCGGCUUGAGUCUUGACGGAGAGUUGAAGUUACACAAGGAUCUGGACCGGGAGGAGAUACCGGUCUACUCCAUCAUCAUCAAGGCCUCCAGCAACAGGAGCUGGACGCCUCCCAGGGGUCAGAGGGCAGCACGGGCCAAAGCGCUGAACCCUGCCCGUGACCCCAGCCUGCUGGAAGUCCGCAUUCAACUGGAAGACAUCAACGACCAGAAACCACGCUUCACUAAGGCGGAGUACACUGCAGGAGUUGCAGCAAACGCCAAAGUGGGUUCAGAGUUGAUCAAGGUUGUUGCUAUAGAUAAUGACAUAGGCAACAACAGCUUGGUCCAAUACCACAUCGUUACCAUCCGUUACUUCCAGUCACAGAGCAAUGGAAGUGAGGACAGUGGCAGCAUCUUCACCAUCGGUUUGACAGAUGGUAUCAUCAGAACCUACGACCUCUUCACCGCCUACAAUCCAGGCUACUUCCAGCUGGAGAUUUUGGCGUGCGAUUUUGCUGGACACAGCACAACGACCAACGUGAACAUCUAUAUUCUCCGUGAUGACCAGAGGGUCAAGAUAGUCUUCAACGAGAUCCCUGAUUUGGUGCGAGAAAACCAGGAGGACUUCGUCAACUUGCUGUCCAACAUCACUGGAGCUACUGUCAACUUAGAUGACAUACAGUUCCAUGUGGACAAGAAAGGCAGAGUGAAUUAUGCACAGACUGACAUGCUGAUCCAUGUCGUCAACAAUCAGACCAACACCAUCCUGGAUGUCGAGAGGGUGAUCCAGAUGAUCGAUGAGAACAAGGAGCAGCUGAGAAACCUGUUCAGGACGUACAACGUUGUGGACGUUCAGCCGGCUGUCAGUGACAAACUGCCUGACGACAUCUCCACGCUACAGCUGGUCAUCAUCAUCCUGGCUGUGCUGCUGUGCUUGGCAGGAAUUCUGUUUGUCACAAUGAACUGGCAUUAUCGUAGAGUACACCAGAGGAAGCUCAAAGCCAUCGUUUCCGGAUCAACUGGGAACCAGGGUCUAAUGGAUAUCCUGGACAUGCCUAACACUAACAAGUACUCUUUUGAGGGGGCGAAUCCCGUGUGGCUGGACCCAUUCUGUCGUAACCUGGAGCUGGCUGCCCAGGCUGACCACGAGGAUGACCUGCCUGAGAACCUGAGUGAGAUCACAGACCUGUGGAACAGCCCUGCUCGCACUCAUGGUACAUUUGGUCGAGAGCCUCAAGCGAAGCCAGAGGACGAUCGUUACCUGAGAGCAGCCAUCCAGGAGUACGACAACAUUGCUAAACUAGGCCAGAUCAUGAGGGAGGGGCCUAUCAAGGGGUCCCUGCUGAAGGUGGUCCUGGAUGACUACCUGAGGCUGAAAAAGCUCUUUGCAGCUCGACUCGUCACUGUAUCCACCAGCCAGGGAGAUCACUCAUCAGUCACUGAGCUGAUCCAGAGCGACCUCGAUGACGAUGAGGACGAGCGUCUGGGCAUGGGCGGAGGGCGUGGCACUCUGCGCUUCAAGCACAAGCUUCCUGUUGAGUUGAAGGGUCCAGAAGGUGUGCACGUGGUCCACGGCAGCACAGGUACCCUCCUGACCUCUGACCUUAACAGCUUGCCAGAGGACGACCAGCGGGCCCUGGCGCGCUCCCUGGAGGCGCUGAAUGCAGACGGAGGGCUUUAUUGUGAGCGCAAUGCCCGCACAGAGUCUGCGAAGUCCACCCCGAUGCACCGUCACAAGGACGGAGACACCCUGUCAGAGAGUCCCUUGGAGAUCACAGAGUUAUGACUAGCCGAGGCCUCGCUGGUCUGAGUGCGAUCAUCACUCGUGUGUGUCCUUGUGCCUCUGCGUCGCCACCCUGCCGAGGUAAGGGAGGACCGGAGGAGGAGUGUGUGUAGUCUAGGGAACCUCAUCGGCCAACCGCAGUGCAUCGGUGAGACCAGAGGAUUGAGUCCGGUUUGGUUUAUCUUAUGUUGAAGAUGGUCCCACUUCUGAUGUUUCAAGAGAAGGCUCAUUCAAAAGACCUGUAGGAAACAUCAAAUCAAGCAGGACACUGUUCUUCAGCGAGACAAAAUCAACUGUUGUCAUUGACUUUCAUCCAAAGAGCCAAGUGGAAAAGAAAGAUGAACCCUCCCUGUGGGAGCAGCUUGUUGAUGUAUGACCUCUAAAUCAACUGAAGGUGCCUCAUUCCCACUUCUCCUUUUGAAGUCACCUGGACUGCAGACACUCAUACCUACACAAACACACACACAGACCAGCAGAUGGCCAUGCAACACUGAGCUAAUGACACAAUUCCUGAUCAUGUUCUAAUGUUUUUUCUAAUUUAAGAAUAUAAAAAAUGAGUGCAGAAGGAGUGAGCCUGGAACAAAGACUUCUCUCUUUCAGGUAAUUGAUACUUUCUGUCGCUAAGAGUUAUCAAUGGCCAUUUAAUGCAGACAAGAGCACUUUGAAUAUUCCCUCCGGUGAAGCUUCAGAGUGGAUUUUCACCAGGAGAAAGAUGGAAAGGAACCUGACCACUGUAAAAUGGUGACAGAGCAGUAGUGAACAUUCACACCGUGAUCCUACUCUCACUUUAUAGCAUGGACUGAAUCAGCUACGCACACGAAGACUCCUGAGAUGAUCAGCGAAGGUGGAUGAACAUCAUUUCACGGGAGAAAAGAGGAAAAAACUGUCGUUUAUGAUUAAUUUGAUAUUGAAGGCUGAACAUAUUGAUGGAAUUUAAAUAAAUAUGAAUUAUCCCAUUUUUAUAGACAUUAUUAAGAUGGCAUUGUGCCCACAGAGACUUCACACUGCCAACUGAGGGAGUAAGAGUCAACGUUUGCUUUAUUUUUUUAUUUUCUAGAAAAUGCGAUGGAAUCAAAAGAUAUUUUUGAAGAUAAAUGCUGGCUUACCAAAUUAGGUAAAAAGAAUAACUCUGAAUGUUUGGAGUACGUGUAUAUUGUGCUAUGGUGACAUGUAUGUUCUAUUUUCCUUUAUAUGACAAUUGACAGUUUCUGACGAGUGGUGUUUUUUAAAUUUCUUUUUUUUUUUAUAUUCUCAUUUUGUAAGUUUUUAUUUCUUUGUCGUUAUUGUCACCAGCCCUGAGAUCUG
This is a messenger RNA of Paralichthys olivaceus (Japanese flounder), 11693 nucleotides long. Lineage: Eukaryota; Metazoa; Chordata; Actinopteri; Pleuronectiformes; Paralichthyidae. The record is from RefSeq and is a predicted model, not a curated record.